Molecule: messenger RNA, 2836 nt
Organism: Solea senegalensis (Senegalese sole)
Lineage: Eukaryota; Metazoa; Chordata; Actinopteri; Pleuronectiformes; Soleidae
Gene: st3gal5
Product: ST3 beta-galactoside alpha-2,3-sialyltransferase 5
Exons: 7
Coding region: 812-1957 (381 amino acids)
Molecular function (GO): lactosylceramide alpha-2,3-sialyltransferase activity
Source: RefSeq, a predicted model, not a curated record
GACCAUCAAAAACAAUGAUAUAGGCUAUAUCAGAAUCAAGAUCUACAGUGUAAAUGCAGCCUCUUAAUUCAUCAAGUAGUAGAGUAAAAUGUAUAAGUAGAUGUUGAAACACUGGAAAGAAUGAUACAGAGUUUGAGGAAGAUGAGACGUUUAUCUGCCCUUCAUGUGCACUAUUUAAAAAUGCACUGCACUAAAAAAACAAAAGGGGAAAGGUUUAAGAAACUGAUAUAACACGUGUUAAUUUAGAAUACCUAGCCUACCCCAGGGCCAUAGUCUCAUGUUUUUGCAGCAUCUCAUGUUUCUACAUUAACAUUUAUUACAUCUGCUAACACACCACUCUACCACUCUAUUUUACUUGAUGAAUGCUGCUGCCACAUGAACAAAACUUAGUUGUAGGGCCACGGUAGAUAUGUGGGAGAGAGACAUCUCCACUUUUGUCAGUACAAAUAUUUAACAUUCAGAGUUUUGUCUUGGUGCAGACAGCAGGUGUGUGUGCACGCGUGUGUGUGUGCAAAGUGUCUCUAUGACUGAUUGCUCUCUAUCUAGAGAGCAUUGUAAUUUACUUGGUUCAUACACAGCAGUUUUAGAAAAGCCCUUCUUUACAAUGCAUGUCUGUGGUCUGAUUCCGUGUGUUUAUUGGUCGAGUACAGUGACCUCCCUCAGGGGUGUGUUUAGUGUGAAACCAUUUUGCUGUGGUUUUUAAUACUGCACUAGCUGCUUGACUGACAAUUCACCUCCUAAACAUGCAGUAUGAUUGCUCCGGGCUGUUCAGCUCAAAAUUCUGUGCACAGAGGACCAAGGAACUUCAGCUAUGUGCAGACUCACCGACAUACACUUACCUCUGCUUUUGUUUUGCCAGAAUAGACGUAUUAACUAUUGGAUCUUGAGUGCACGAUGUGUGUUUGUUGUAUGUGUAGUUUUAGGUUUGCUGGGCUUGGUGAUUGUCUCUCUACCACUAAAACCACAGACAAACAAACCUCUGGAGUGGCACAUCAGCCCUGAGCAUAAAAAGCUGGUGCAUGAGCAUGCACUCAGGGUCUUGGAGGGGCGGUGUAAUUUUGACAGCACCAGGCAGAGCCUGUUAACUCGACUUCCUGCCUCCAGCCAUCUGACCCAGCCGUUCUUGUGGAAGGAUGUGCCACUCCCUGAUCACCUUUUCCUGUAUCCACCACCGUUCGGGUUCAAAGGCAUCCAGGCCAAAAUAGAGGACCUGCUAAAGCUGCUGAAACAUCCCAGACUUCUGCCAGAAAAGACAUCGCAUAAAUGUCGGCGCUGUGUGGUCAUGGGAAAUGGAGGCAUUCUCAGAGGACUGGGCUUAGGCCACCUGAUAGACCAAUUUGACACCAUUAUCAGGUUAAACAGUGGUCCUGUUGGAGAGUUCAGUGUUGAUGUUGGAAAUCGAACCAGCAUCAGAAUGAGUUACCCAGAAGGCACACCGCUCCACUGGGUGGACACAGAUCCGCAUACUCUUUUUGUCGCUGUGGUGUAUAAAAGUGUGGACAUCAGCUGGAUUGCUGCUAUGAUCAAAAAGCUUACUGUGUCUCUGUGGGACAGGCUCUUCUUCUGGCAGAAGGUUCCACAUCAAAUCCCUCUGGAGCACCAAAGGUUCAGACUUCUAAACCCUCAUGUCAUCAGAGAGACUGCUUUAGAACUACUGAAGUACCCUCCACCCAGACAACGCCUGUGGGGCUGGGACAAGAAUGUGCCCACCCUGGGUGUCUCUGCACUGAACUUAGCCAGUCUGCUGUGUGAUGAGGUCAGCCUGGCAGGCUUUGGCUACAACCUCUCCCAGCAGGGGGCGCCACUGCAUUACUAUGACCAACUGCCCAUGAGUGCCAUGCUGCAGCAGAAUAUGCACAAUGUGGACAGAGAGACUGAACUCCUGCAAAGCCUUGUGAGAGAGGGAGCCAUCACUGACCUGACAGGAGGGAUUGACUGCUCCUUCUGCUCCAGCUGACUUUCAGACACUUGGCUUUUCUGUUGUCAAGUGCUUUUGUGUUUUGUUUUUUUCUACUAAGCUCUUCCUGUUUAACAGCAACUGCAAGACCAAAGAAUAUAGGCACACAAAGAAUGAAGUCAAGGAGAUGGAGAAGAGGAACACAUUGCAUCGAGACUGAAAUCUGGUCUGAUAGUUACAGUAUUUGUCACAAAGAGCUAAUUGAAUAACGAAGGACAGACAAUGACUUGGACAUUAUUUGGCAAUUUGAUUUACAAGGUGGGAGAAAACGUUCUGGAGAAUCUGUAACAACUUCUGGGGAUACUUGCCUUUGCACAUAUUGUCCCUCUGGACAAUCACGAAGGGUGUUUGUUACUGAGUCUUAUUUUUCUCUGUCUUCCAUAAUAGCUGGUCUGUGAAAGAAAAAUGUUACCUUUAUUUUUAAACAAAGUAUUUCUUGUCAUUUUCAGCUGCACUAAAGCCUUUGUCAUUAAAUGGGUUAGGGUUUCAAAGUGUUUUAAUAUAUCAUUUUUUUUUCUGAGCUGGAUCUUUACAUUUCAUCCAUUUCAGUUGUCACAAAUGUUAAUUGCGGGUUUUGUUAAUUUGAAAAACAAAUCAGAUGCAAAAACUGAAUUGUUAAUUUUGUCUAUCACUGUUCAACCACAAAUUUAAAUGAAAUGUAGACUUGGAUUUAAUGGACACUGGAUUGUCUGUCUGUGGCCAACAGUCUGUUGUUAGAUUUUAAACUUUGAGUUAACAUAAACUAAGAGAAAGAUAAGUUACAUGAUGCGCUGUUUGCUUUAUAUGUUUGAAGAUUGUUAUCAGUUUUAAGGUAUUGUUCCUUUGUUAUGAUACUGACAUGUUCUAAGAGCACACACUGAAUACACCAUUACACAAUGA